AGCAUGGGGGUGAGUUGCAUAAGGUUCCCAAAGGCAACAGGGAGCAUGGAGGGUGCAUCCCCGGUGCUGGAGUCUAACACCCCCGGUGCCUGAUGCAGAGGCUCCAGAGGCUCCGGAGCCUCGCUGCAUGCUCCCCGGGGAUCUGCACCUGGAUGCGGGGUCCGACCUGCAGCAUGCACAGCUUUUACGCACGGAGGUUUUACGCACAGAGGUUUUACGCACAGAGCUUCAGACUGUUCGGCUCUCAGCAGCCGGAGAGACCCUCCCUCUCUGUGGUCGGCAUCCCAGACCCCAUCACCUGGAUGCGGUGCAAAGUCAUCAAGUUUCUGGUGGACCUGCACUUUGAGGUGGACCUGGACUCUGUGGAGUUUGAAGGAGGAGUGAAGCAGGCUUUGGUCCACGUCUCCACCCUGAUGUCCAGCGGCAAAUACCACAGACUAGUGGGCAUUGUGUCCACUGAGACGAUAGACUACAUUCAGACGAGGUGCAGGUCUCUCAGCGAGGCUCAGAGGCAGCAGCUCGCCGUCACAAUGGACGACAUUAUAUUUAUGCUGCCGGAGGACGUGUCUGUCGUCUUUGAUGAACAGGGUAAAAAGUUCUGCUUCGUGGUCAUGAGGUUUUGGUUCCUGUCAUCAUAUGAAGGGCCCGAUGACCCCGAGGGCACAAAGAUCUUCAAAGCGGCCCCCAGUGAAGACGGCGGCCCACAGAAGAGAAUAGUGACCGCAGUCUAUGAAUUCCACCGAGAGCUGACGAGCGGAGCGUCCCCGGACUGGACGGUCACGACUGUUUGGCACUGGCACUGGAAACUGGCCGAGUGACGACGAGGUUAUUCGUCACCAGGACACAACGGGAGAGAGUAGCGUUCUGCUGAAUUUACAGAUCCAUGAAAGACAACUUUAAACUGGACAUCUGCGAGCAGCAGACUGAAGAACUGUGUAUUAGGAACUCAUGAAACGGGACCCAGAGCCAUAACACCGGAGGACCUCAGAACUUUAUAAAUUAUCUCAGUACUUGAAGGUUCUUCUCAGACCCUCAGAUGCUUUCAAAGCCCUCCAGUGAAUUCUCUUUUCCUCUGAUUCACACGUAGAAAGAUAUUAGUUUAGACACAGUAUGUGAACAGAGUGAUGAGGUCACUGGAGGAAGAAUUACUGUUCAGUGUUUUGCCAAAUAAAUAAAAACCUCACUCCAGGUCUGUACCGGCUUUCAACCACAUUUCUCGGUCUUCCGUUGCAGAAGGAGGGUUUGCUUUGCUGUCAUGGUGCUGGCGCUGUUUUUUGUGACCUAAAGUAAGUAAGGUCAUGUGACAAAAGUGACCAUAUAUACAAACACCUUUUGUCAAGCUCCAUUCUUACUGUCGGUGACAUGAUAAACUAUCCACUGAGGAAGGCCAAGGAAUGCGGCUGAAAGUUGAUAAGUGACCCUUAAUUUUUUUUUGUCAAACCACUGUUUCAAGGUCAAGAAUGAACCCUGUUGAGUUUGUCAAACCAAUGUGUUGCAUCAAUAAAAUGCUUGAA
This is a messenger RNA of Anoplopoma fimbria (sablefish), 1514 nucleotides long. RefSeq lists its product as uncharacterized. Gene Ontology annotation, cellular component: mitochondrial inner membrane. The transcript has 5 exons. NCBI's taxonomy places the organism in Eukaryota, Metazoa, Chordata, Actinopteri, Perciformes, Anoplopomatidae. The record is from RefSeq and is a predicted model, not a curated record. Gene Ontology annotation, biological process: inner mitochondrial membrane organization; protein insertion into mitochondrial inner membrane from matrix. Gene Ontology annotation, molecular function: ribosome binding. The coding region runs from base 93 to 818 and encodes 241 amino acids.